AUGGGUGAUAUCACUUCGAUAUCAUUAGAAGAAACUAACAAAAUUCGAGCUAGUCUUGGACUAAAGCUUAUCCCAAUUCCUGUAAAUAAUGUGCCGAUUGAACAUGAUAAAGAGGUACAUACCCUAAAGAAAAAAGUACGAACAAGUCAUCCAGAAACUACUACUUACGAAACUCAGCAUACCUAUGAGCAUGAAAGACUUAGAAACAGGAUUCAAGAAUCAAAAAAGCAUCUUGAUUCUUCUCAUGGUAAUAGAGAAAUCGAAGACGUUGAAAGUAUUGAUGACUGGCUUGCGAAUGUUGGUAAAGAGUCAACAAAUAAAGGAAACACUUUACCCCCUGCCGUCAAGUCGAAGAAUACAUUUGGAGUAUCGGAAAAUGUUACAGAUAUUACUAUACCAAAUGAGCUCAAGACUUUAGUGGAUGAGAAGCCAAUAAUCUUAACACUAAAGGAUACGACUGAAAACGAUACCAACGGUGAAGAUGGGUACGAAGAUAUUUUAGAAAAUGAGAAACAUUCUCAUGAUAAACAAGAUGCAGAAAACCUAAAACUACGACAGCUCAAUAAAAACCGUAGAUUGGGUAAAGUGUCGCUAUAUGAUUACGAAAGGGAGGAGAAUGAAGAUGAUGUUUUAAGGGAAAUGGAAUCAAUAGCAGGAACUCAGUCUAGUUCGAAUAAAAUAAGAAUAGAGAGUGAUAGUUCGGAUGAAGACAACGUAAUUCAGGACUAUGCACCAAUCAAACUAAAAAAGAGGAAAAAAAUAUCCGCAAAUCAAACAAAACCUAGGAAAAUUGACAAUAACAAAAUGAUGAAGGUUGAUCUUGUAAAUUUGGAUGAUGAUGUUACCGAAGAGCCUCCUCAAAUAUUGUUCAAGGUGAAACGUAAACCUCAGAAAGCAGAAGAAAAUGAGGCAAAUAUCCAGCAAGUAAACCAUCAUGAUAAUGCAAAGAAAAUGGGAAUUCAUAUUUUAAAUAACUCUAAAGAUGGGUUUAUUUUCGAUGAUACUGAUGAAUUCUUGGACUCACUCAAAGGAGAUGUUCUUAAAAGAGAGUCAGAAACUCGACCAAUAAAAAUAGAUUUGAAGAACCCACAGAGGACUCAGAGUGAAAUGACCCCAGAAACCUCAACGUCCGAAUGGAAAGAAGGAAAAGAGAAAGAGUUAGACUUUUCCGAAGGUGUGGCAGGAAUGAUAUCCUUUUUGAAAGAGAAAAAUAUACUCAAAAGCCAGAACGGUAGUGGUCAAACAUCUGGCAGCAAGACUGUAAGGAGUGGAAUGGUGAAUUUAGAAGAGGCUAAAACUCUGAGAUCUAUCGACACUUCCUCUAAAGAAUUGAGCAGUCAUCUAAAUUCUCAGGCAAUGGAUCUUUCAGAGGAGGAAUCACGGAAGGUUCAACUCUCGAAUGAGGAAAACAUUGCUUCUAAAUUACAUAGAAUACAAUCUGAAAAAUUACAAAACUAUAAUCCAAAUGUGGAAUUAUCUUAUAGAGACUCGGAAGGUAAUGAGCUAACAACAAAAGAAGCAUAUAAGAAACUAUCUCAAUCCUGGCAUGGUACAAAAUCAAACAGAAAAACCAUAGAGAAACAACGGAAAAAAAUUGCUCAACGUAGAAAUGUUAUGGAAAAAGAGUCAUUGUUUGAUGAUUAA
Kluyveromyces marxianus DMKU3-1042 is the source of this 1644-nucleotide messenger RNA. It is a transcript of the gene SNU66, whose product is annotated as U4/U6-U5 snRNP complex subunit SNU66. Bases 1 to 1644 code for a protein of 547 amino acids. Lineage: Eukaryota; Fungi; Ascomycota; Saccharomycetes; Saccharomycetales; Saccharomycetaceae. The transcript has a single exon. Gene Ontology annotation, cellular component: U4/U6 x U5 tri-snRNP complex. The record is from RefSeq and is a predicted model, not a curated record. Gene Ontology annotation, biological process: maturation of 5S rRNA; mRNA cis splicing, via spliceosome.